CGCGCCGUUGAUAGGCGUCAAGUAUUUCAUAACCUACCGUACAAGACACGAGUCCAAGAACAAAAUGUGCGCUUUCUUCAACUCGACACACUUCAAGCGCGCACUGCUGCUUCUUCUUUUAAUGAUAGUUGCGACUUACAGCAAAUUCUGUGUAGAGGACGAAUGCAGCACUCAAAGAUGGCACCUAUACAAGAUUGAAUACAACAAGCAAUACAAUACGAAGCUCGAAGACGCUCACCGUCGCAUAAUAUUUUGCAAAAACUUACGCAUGAUAGAUGCCCACAAUGAGCGUUAUAAGAGGGGUGAAGUGACUUUUGAGAUGGGCAUUAAUCAGUUUGCCGACAUGAGUCAUGAAGAAUUUCUCCGCUGGCUGCAUACUGGCAGUAGAGAUAACAACAGUAUAAUUUCAAGUCUAUAGAUCAGUAUUGUAGUGUAUGUCGGGCUAGCUAGAAACCUACUAAGUAAGCCUAUAAUUAUUCUAGAGUGUUUAUGCAAUAAAUAAACAUGAAUAAACAUUUAUGAUUGAUAUAUGAA
Messenger RNA from Bactrocera oleae (olive fruit fly), 534 nucleotides. Lineage: Eukaryota; Metazoa; Arthropoda; Insecta; Diptera; Tephritidae. The record is from RefSeq and is a predicted model, not a curated record.